This is a messenger RNA of Entrophospora candida, 1293 nucleotides long. The record is from the annotation of a GenBank genome assembly. NCBI's taxonomy places the organism in Eukaryota, Fungi, Glomeromycota, Glomeromycetes, Entrophosporales, Entrophosporaceae.
AUGAGUUCAAAUUUUAAUAACAGCAACAAUCUAUAUAUUCCGAAUUUAGAUUCUGACGAUUUUCUGUCUCAAACUGAAAAUGAUCUUGAAGAACUGUCGAUAUGGGAGAAGGCCGAAUUUAACAAUAGUCCAAUGGAUUAUUUAAAAGUUUCUCCAAAUUUUGAAGAUCAAGAUGUUUCAGCCAUGUUUUCAUCAUCUAAAUCGAUUAACCCUGACAAUGCAGCAAAAUUAGCAGCCGAAGAAGACAAAAGAAGAAGAAACACAGCCGCAUCUGCCAGAUUCCGUGUUAAAAAGAAAUUACGUGAACAGGUACUUGAAAGAAGCGCAAAAGAAAUGGCCUUAAAGGUGGAAUUGUACGAAGGAAAAAUCAAGGAACUUGAAUUGGAAAAUAAAUGGUUAAGAAGUUUAAUCGUUGAAAAAGAUGCUAGGUUGUUGGAUGUUGGACCUGCUGAUAAAAAACAAAAGUUGGACGACAAUAUGUCUGAUAAGCGUCAUUAUACAUUCCUUCUUGUAAGUGAUAUUCAUUAUCACUUGGAAGACAUCAAAAAGCUAAAGCAAUGGUUGUUAAAACGAGAUCGUUUAAAAGAAAUUGAUUAUGUUAUUGCAUCUGGGGAUCUUGUAAAUUGUGACUAUCUAACACCUUUGACCACUGAAAAGGAUCAAGAUAAUGGUGGUAAUAAUGAUGAUAAGAAAUGUAAGAAUAUGCAUAAUCAAACAAUGCAAUUGGAACCGGGGUUAAGUAUAGUUGGGUUUGGUGGCUCCACAAAUGGUGUUUUGAAGAAUUCGCCUGACACCGUUGUCUGGCCUGCUUAUCCAAGGAAUUCGGAAUCACUUUUUACAAAAAAUUUACCAAAUCUAUUGAAUAAAGUAAAAGAUGAUGAUAUUAUUCUUGUAACACAUGUGGGUCCUGCAGAUGUUGGAACUACAAAUGUUGAUAAAUUUCCAUUGCAAUCUUCUUUGGCAAUAAGUUCAGGAAGUUUGGCACUACACGAUUUCAUAAUGUCAUCUUCACCAAGUUCUGAAACAAAUUCAUCAUCAUUAAAACAUGAUAUUAGAAUUAUUAAUAAUAUCCAUGGUCAUUCACAUUGGUCAUUCGGUCUUUCACAUAUUGGUCAGACUGCAAUUAUAAAUCCAGGUGCUUUUGAGGAUGGAAGAUUUGCUAUUUUGUCUAUGGUAAAGUUAAGAAAAGAUGAAUUGAUAGCUCGUGAUAUCGAAAGGAAGGUUUAUUAUGAGAGUUCAGCGAAAAAUCAGUUUUGGGUUAUUGCUGGUUUAGAAAUGCUUGUACUUUUAUGA